AUGAAUUUUUUAUUGGUAUUUGUUGAAUUACUGUUAUGGACUCAAUUUGGGGAAAGCGCCACGAUUGCAAAAGCUAAUGACGGUUGUAGAUCCGAUGAUUGGGGUCUUCAAGUAAAUUUAGAACAAGUUGGUUCCAAAUGCUACCAUUUUGGACAACAAGCAAUGAAUUGGGACGACGCUCAACAAUAUUGUGACAAUCAUGGUAUGACUUUAGCAACAAUUAUUAACGAGUCCGAACAAAAAGAAUUAAGAUGUCAUAUAAUUAAUUCAGGUUAUAUUCUGAAACAUUUCUGGACUGGUGGUCACAAAGUCGGUAAUACUUGGAAAUGGCUUAGUGGUGAUCAAAUGGUAUACACUGGAUGGUAUCCUCAUCAGCCAGAUAACUUUUUUGGGGUCGAAAGUUGUAUGGAAAUUUUAGAAUUGCUUGAUUCCUUUGGAUGGAACGAUAUACAUUGCAAUACUCGAACGAUAUUCCCAUUGUGUCAAACAAAAUCGCAAAUAGAACCCAGAGGCGAAACCGAGGUGCAGAGUAUUUAA
Ctenocephalides felis (cat flea) is the source of this 537-nucleotide messenger RNA. Its product is annotated as perlucin-like. The transcript has 4 exons. Gene Ontology annotation, molecular function: signaling receptor activity. The record is from RefSeq and is a predicted model, not a curated record. The coding region runs from base 1 to 537 and encodes 178 amino acids. NCBI's taxonomy places the organism in Eukaryota, Metazoa, Arthropoda, Insecta, Siphonaptera, Pulicidae.